CGUGCCGACAUGAAUUAUUUUCGCCUUUAUUGCUAGUCAACGGUUUUGUGCUUGGUGGUUGUGUUUCAAAUGACAAAUGUAAAUCCGUCAAAGGGGUAAAGCGGAUACGUGCGCAUAAAAUCGUUUUUAUAGGCGAGAAACGAGUUGAUAAGCGGUGAAAUUCCAGGAAAUUGGCUAGCAUAGGAUAGCAUAGAAUAGCAUAAGUGAUAUUGGUUAUUUUAUACGAUAACUUCUGUUCAUCGUAAGGCUUGGCGUUCUCCGGGCAGCCGAAUUCGAGGUUAGCGUAGUUAGUCGGAUUAGCGAUGACGGGUGCGACCGCAACUGAAAAAACAACCGCCAACAACCCCCUGGAGCAGUUUGUCCUCCUGGCUAAAACUGCUAAAGGCGCAGCAGCGGUGGAGCUGAUAAAGCAGGCCGUUGAAGCACCUGGAGUAAAUGUCUUUGGGGAGCUGCUGGAUAUGCCGAACAUAAAAGAAUUGGAGAACGGACCGUUCGCCGAGUACUGGAACACGUUGAAUCUAUUCGCCUAUGGCACAUACAAGCAGUACUUAGAAAACAAAGAUAAACUGUUCGACCUCACACCCGUUCAAAAAAAGAAACUCCAGCAUUUGACGAUAGUCACGCUAGCAACCAAAUCAAAGUGCAUACCUUACUCCGUUCUGCUGGAAGAGCUUGACGUCAAGAACGUCAGAGACUUGGAGGAUCUGAUAAUAGAGGCUGUUUAUGCCGACAUUAUCCAUGGUAAAUUGGACCAGAAGAACUCACAGCUAGAAGUUGACUAUGCUGGAUUAGGUCGGGACGUCAGACCCGGCGAUACCGGCGCCGUCGCAGAGACCUUGGCUGCUUGGGGAGAGGCCUGCGACGCGGUACUGGCCUGCAUUGAGCAGCAGGUGCUGAGGGCCAACAGUGAAAAACAAAAGGCAACUCAACACAAAGAAAAAAUACAGCAGGAUAUCGCAAACGUUAAAAAAUUAAUCUCAGCUCAGGCAGGAGGCGGAGGUGUCCAGGAGGCAGAUGUCGCUGGUGGCGGAGUUGGAUCCGGAGCCGGAGGAAGCGAAACGGGCCGAGAAGCUCUGCCUGUUCCACCAGAUGCUAAAAAGAAACAACAAAAGGCGAAAGGUAUUCGAGGCACUGGUAAGUUCUGGAAGACUUAAAGUAAGUAACAAACGGAUAAGUGCAGAUCUCUUGAGGCCUACUUCUUGUCCAUGAAUCGGUGAUACUCUCGAUAUUUUUAGGAAGAAAAAAAUGUCAUACAUGUAAGUUUCUAUUGACUCAAACUAACGAAUAUUCGUGUGCGUAUGAUGAAGUGAAUUCAGGGUGGCCACUUCUCUGGGAGAAUCGAGAACUUUUAUCAGUGAACUAUUUCCAAGUCUUGGGAUUAUUUCAACUCCGCGUAUACAAAUUGAAAAUA
Messenger RNA from Diprion similis, 1411 nucleotides. RefSeq names its product COP9 signalosome complex subunit 7b (gene CSN7). The transcript is spliced from 3 exons. Gene Ontology annotation, cellular component: COP9 signalosome. The record is from RefSeq and is a predicted model, not a curated record. NCBI's taxonomy places the organism in Eukaryota, Metazoa, Arthropoda, Insecta, Hymenoptera, Diprionidae. The coding region runs from base 303 to 1154 and encodes 283 amino acids. Gene Ontology annotation, biological process: COP9 signalosome assembly.